GCAAAUAUAUCACCAGUUUGAUUGUUGACAUGUAUUUUAUCAUAUAUAGAUAACAUAAUUAUAGUUACAUGUUGAAAAAUUCAUUUUAUGACUUUAUAUAAAAAAUGUUUACAGUAAUUAAUUAAAGUCCGAUUUUUAUCGUAAUGAUAUUUCACAACAAUAAUGUUUAUCUAAAUGUAAUCAAUAUGAAUCUUACAACAAGUACAAAGUAGUAUUUUUAAUCCACUUAUAUUUAAAAUGAUGAUAACAUUUGUGAUAUUUAGAUAGAUCUAUGGCCAUGUCUGAUUUCCUUAAUCGUUAUCUAUCUUACAGUUUAUCACCCAGUGAACCGCUUAGCCUCACCCCACCCCUUUCUGUUUCCGGUCCAAUGAUGAUAAUUAUAAUCAAACCUUAAUAAUAAUGUUGAAUAUAUCAAUUGUAUAAUGGACGUUAAACUGUUACGGUAAAGAAAUGACAACUUUAUGUGUGGUGUUUGUUUAAAUUAUAGCCUGUGAAAAAUACGAGCAUGAGGAAAUUAGAAGUUAUUGCAGUUUUUGUACUUGGAGCUUUUCUUUCUACCAACUGUACUCAUUUUAAAGUAAAGAGCAAACUAACCGGAGGUGCCUGUAUCCUUAUGAAUAUAGAUGCAACGUUUCAACUUACUUACAAGUCACAGGUUGCUAACUUGUUCGAUUUAAAAGGAGCAUCAGUAAUUGGUGCCUCUAGCAAAUGUGGAAAUGUAUUUCUUGGUUCAACAUCUGUUUUAUCUGUGAAACUGUUCCCAUCUGAAGAAAUGCUCAUGUUUAGAUUUACAAUACAGAACAAUAAUGUCAAUGUGUCAAUGAGAUUUAUGUUGGACGCCAAAAAGCACUUUCAAGAUAUGAAUUCUACACUCCCAGUACAAUUAAAUGACACACAUCAUCUUCCAAUAGGAACGGAUUCACCAAACUCAUACAAAUGUAUUUCUGAGGAAACGGUUGCGUUCAAUUCAACCAAUAAUUUCCAUUUAACAAUGAUGAUUACCAAUUUACAAGUGCAAGCGUACGACAUAAUAAACAGCGUCUUUGGGCCAGUCACACCUGUACCAUCAGGACUAGCUACCGUUGCACACACCACAACGCGCUGGUGUAUCGCUAUACGUAUUUCUCACGUACCACAGCUAACACUCUCCACACACCACCGUACAAAUUCAACUACUGAUUCAUACACGCUGCUUACAGCACACACACUAGAACGAGACAUUCCAGCACCAGAAACAACAACAAAACCAAUAAGUACAUCGAGUAAGCCUAAAUCUACCACUGAAUCACCGCGUGAUCAUAAGUAUGUGGUUCGAGACAAUAAGGAAGUGUGUAUUGUCUUACAGGGAAAUAUAACGUUCGAAAUAUCUUAUCAGGAGAAGGAUGGAGGAGCUACUAAAGCAUUGGUUGCAGUUCCUGACGAUGCAAAUGUUAACGGAAAUUGCAGUUACACCGCGACGUCACAAGAAAUAACGCUGGCGUUCUUCAACUCAACUUGGAUGUUGAACAUUGUUGUCGUCAAGGGCGGCAUAAGUAAUGAACAGAAUGCCAAAUUGAUUAAAGUUUUGUCGGAUACAGCGGAUUAUUCAUGGCAAUAUGCCAGUGUAACAUAUCAAGUCGACGAUCAUUUUCCUGGUGCAAAGAAUGCAGGAGACAUCAUUACUGCCACGGCAGAAGACACUGUUGGUAAGUUUGCGGCUGGAGUUGACGGCUCGUAUAAAUGCAAUGCUAAACAAGAUCUUGAGUUUGAGAAAAAUAAAAAUAUGAAAAUGGACUUGAGCAAGAUGCAGUAUAGAGCAUUUGGGAAAACGAACUCCACAGAUUUCUCAGGCGCAGGUGUUUCCAAGUGUCCUGCGGACGAUCAUAACGGAGGUGGCGGUAGCGGUCAGAAAACACUGAGAAUCUCAAUUGCUUGUGCAUUUGCAGGCUUGGUUUUCAUAGUAUUCGUGGCAUGUGGUAUUUCUCGAUACAGGAAGAGAAAACGGGGAAAUGGGCAUUAUAAAAGUGGUGAAAAGGGUCUGGUUAGAAUAAUGGAUGGUUAGAAAAAGUGCGCGGACAAUAAUUUUUGCUGUCUAUUUAUGGAUAAAUAUAUCAUAUAAUCUCAUGACGGAUGAAUACAAAAAUGGUUGCUUGGAGUAUAAAACAGACUGACGAUAUGCUUAUAAUGGUGAGCAAGUAAACUUUGAUUUGAAUUUUUCUGGUGUCGCGCGCAAUUGAAUAGCUAUAUAAACACGUAUACCAAUAACUUUAUACCAUAUAUGAACAUACAACGUUAUUUAUCGACGUGACAUAUCUUGUCAACCUGACAAAUAUGUGAACAAUACACCAAAGCUUAUCUCGUUAGUUCAUAUGAGUGAAAAGAAAUCGGUCAAAAGCACCCCUGUGUCUUCUUGAAGCAAUAAGAGGGAUCUGUCGUCUCCCUUUGACCAAAAAGAAACAAAAAAACUCAGAUCACUGUCUGAAAAUUCUGAAAUGGAGGAUCCAGUAACACAAAUACGCCUCUGUGAUGAAGACCUUAUAAAAAUAAGCUCGCUUCUUAAAAGCACUUUUCAGACCAAACUCUCAACAAUGGCUAGUGAUCUUAUUAAUGGUGUUUUGUCGAAAAUCAACUCUAAAGUCGAGGUAUUUGAGGCUGAAAAUAAAGCUUGCCAAGCAGAGUGUCAGAGUUCGAAACCCGGCUCUUCGAAACCGAGGCUAAAUAAGACAGAUCUGACCAUUACUCUCGCCGUAACUUGUGACGCAUCAGUGGCGUAACAAAAAAGUGGCGAAUCCACGGACAGAAUCGUGCUUGAUGUUUUGGGGCAGUGGGGGUCGAGUUUAAUAUUGAUGACGUGGAUCGGUCGCACAGGGCUAAGGCAUUCAAAGCUACGUCUUCACAUAUGAAACAAAAAGACAUCAUCAGACAGUUAUCGUGCUUGAUCUUCUCGGUAAUAAAAGCAAGUUAAAAGACUCAAAGUUUAACGGCGUGUACCUCAAUGCAGACCGUACACACACACGUAGCCUGUUGUUUCAGCAGACUCGAAAAUUAAUCAAAUACAUGGUUGUGAGCGGAACAUGGACUGUAGACGGCGUAAUAAUGAUAAAAGACAAAUUUGACAACAAAGCCCGCAUCGAAACAAAGAAAGAUUUAGACUUAUUUCUGUCAAAGAUCAAAGACACAAUGUUGACGACUUAACACUGUAUAAUAUAAUAUGUCACGUUGUGUUUUAACUGUUUUGUUUUGAUCAUCCUGUGUGAUUGUGAUACUGAUAACGUUUGAGUAACUGUUGUUUACAGUUUUGGAAUAAUUAGUCAAAGAUUUCACUAACUGACUGUUAUGAAUAUUGUUGCAGCUUUAACCCAGGUUAUUAUUUUCUUUUGUUUUAAAGAAGGCCUUAGAAUCCUUAAUACGAAUUCGGCUUCAACUAAAUUUUCAGCUAUUUAAUUCUUUUUAAAUUUAGUUUUAUUUUUUAUAUAAUAUUAUGUGUUCUUCUUACAAUGGUGAAUAUCUCAUUUCCUAAAAUAUCACGGGAAAUAUAAUUAGAAUAACCUUACAAUAUAUUCAAAUAAAAACGAUGUUUAUCCAGUACAAAUAUCUUAUUGUAUAAUUGUAGUAGACAUACCUCUUACAGGUAUGAAUUACUUAUUCUAUAAUUUUGUUAUUAAGAUUGAUUCUAUUGACUAAGUUCAACUACACGCAAUUGUCCUGUUUAUGAUGUAUCCGAUUUGUCUAAAGUUCAGAUCUACUUAUUUCUUUUAUUUAGAUCUGAAGACGGCCUUCUUUAUAAUUAGGAUUUCCCGAGAAAGCUAUUUUUAGCAAUGCAAUAAAACCGGUUUUUACAUAGGCAUUAGAAGAAGUAUCAAAAUACCGUUUUACGUGAAAGUGGAACAAAUUGUUUGUUUUUUUGUUAGCAAAAAAAUGUUUGAAGUAACUUUUAAUAAAUUAAUUGAAAAAAUAUUAAAUUUUUAAUUGGCAAUAUUGUUUUGCCUGUUUACACAUGCACCUGUCGGCUAUAUGGACAACGCCAUAUUUGUUCUCGAAAUCAUGAAAUUUACUAAUUAGUAUUGGUUUGCCCAGGGUUAAAAUCGCUUUCAAAAUUAUGAAAGCUGGACGAUGAUUGGCUUUGUGAAUAAUUAUUGUCACCAGAAAAAAAUCGUAUAUGGUCACGCUCAGAUCUAAAAGCGGUGCGUUAUUUAGAGCUGAUUUUAAUCAAGAUUUCAAGAUUGUUCAAGAUUCAAAAACAUUUUACAAUGUCCAUCGCCAUGUUCGGCGGUUCAAUAAACACAUAAUGAGAAAAGUAUGUACAUAACGAGAAUGAGAUAAUUAUAAAUUAAUUAGUAAAUAGAUUAAUAAACCAAUCUUUUUAAAUCUCUUACCAAACAUACAAAGCUUAUAUCGUUCCAAUUUCUAUUCAAAGUACAAAAAAGAAAGCCACUAGAUAAGUACAUAGAACAUAAAUAUGAGACAUAUACAUACAUAAUAUACAAUCAUUGUAAAACAUAUAUAUUUUUGUUCAUAAACUUGAAAUAUCCCUGUUGUUUCUAUUUUCCCCUCUUUUUCAGAUUAAAAAUAUUGACUUGUCUUUACAUACCUGUCAUAAAUGUAAUUGAUAACAAUUAUUUAAUUUCAUUGUUAUUGUUGUUUCGUGAUUUGUUUGUUUGUUUGUUUGUUUUAUUGCUUUAUUUUUUCUGUACCACUUUAAUAUUGAACAAUUCAUUUUGUAAAGGCUCUUAUCUUCAUGUAAAACCAUGUAAAGUAGUCCCAUUUCUUCAUGUCUUACUGUACCAGGCAAUGAUUUUCUUCGUCAAAUUUCGUCGAUACUAAAUAAAAUUAUUUUGAACUGAAUAUUAAUUUAUCUAAGGAGGAUAAACUUUUUGUUUUCCGUACCAUGAUGUUAAAAUUGUUAUUUCUUGUUUUGAUAUUUGACUUUUUCUGCAAACAUUAUAUAAAUUAUUCUGACUCUACAUAUUUGUUGAACUAAUAAUUGUUGUAUUUUCUUUAAAUUAAAAGUAAUGAUGCCCCAGUCAUUUUGGUACAGUACAGUUGCAUAAAAGUAUAAAUACUAAGACCUAACAUUUCUCUCAAACUUAACAAGAAACAAAACACUUUUAGCAACAAAAAAAACCUCAAAAUAUCUAUGCUUAAUUCA
This is a messenger RNA of Ruditapes philippinarum (Manila clam), 5128 nucleotides long. RefSeq lists its product as uncharacterized. NCBI's taxonomy places the organism in Eukaryota, Metazoa, Mollusca, Bivalvia, Venerida, Veneridae. The record is from RefSeq and is a predicted model, not a curated record. The transcript is spliced from 7 exons. Gene Ontology annotation, cellular component: membrane. The coding region runs from base 506 to 2041 and encodes 511 amino acids.